Ziziphus jujuba (common jujube) is the source of this 756-nucleotide messenger RNA. Its product is annotated as mitochondrial zinc maintenance protein 1, mitochondrial. Lineage: Eukaryota; Viridiplantae; Streptophyta; Magnoliopsida; Rosales; Rhamnaceae. The record is from RefSeq and is a predicted model, not a curated record. Gene Ontology annotation, biological process: mitochondrial respiratory chain complex III assembly. Bases 138 to 455 code for a protein of 105 amino acids. The transcript has 2 exons.
UCUCUAUUAGUUUAAAUGGAAAAUAAACGAAUAAACGUCAAAAGAGCAAAAACGACAUCGUUCGGUUUGUGUUCCAUUAGUUUUUGCUUCUCAGAAGGACGGUCUAUCGCCGCAGAGAGAAAGAGAGAGUGAUUGAGAUGGUGCGAGGAGAGGCAGUGAGCGCGUAUAGAGCGCUACUAAGAGCGAGUCGGAAAUCGUUCGCCGGCGAUUCACUGAUGCUAAGGGCGUCGGCGGCCGAGAUCCGUAAGAAAUUUGAGGAGAAUCGGAACGUGACCUCAGAGGAGGAGAUCCAGAGACACCUGGAAGAGGCACGUGAGGCCUCUCACUUCAUCACUAACAUGGUAGUCCAGGCCAAGCUCAACUCUCGCGGCGGUUAUGAAGUGAAGCCCAGUAAAGAACAUGCAGGAGCAACACUUGAGAUUCCCUCUGAAGAAAUUCUUCGCAAGUCUGUAUGAAAAUGAUGUUUCGGACAUCAUUCUCUGGCUAUUUUUAUUGGAUUGCCGCUAAUGGAACCUUCAAUUUUCUGUUCCGAGUAAACAAAAUUUACGCUUCUCUAUAUUUAAUAAGUCUUUUUUUCGUUUUCUGUUUUGUACUCCAUUUGCUUGCCUAGACUGUUACAAUGUAGUUGGGAAACAUUAUCGAUUGCCUGUUGGAAUUUUCAGAAGCUAGCAGUCUGCUUUACGAAUGUUAUAUAGGACAAAUUAUUUGGACAAGGACCUGUUUGGUCGUGUAAUUCAAAAACAAAGUUUUAUGUUU